This is a messenger RNA of Peronospora matthiolae, 1299 nucleotides long. Lineage: Eukaryota; Oomycota; Peronosporomycetes; Peronosporales; Peronosporaceae. The record is from the annotation of a GenBank genome assembly.
AUGGCCGCUGCCCAAACGCGAGCACGUCGCGUGCUCUUCCUCGUCUCGUUCCUGGACAUGCUGGGCGUCUCGAUGAUCCUGCCGUCGCUCCCACAGUACGUAAAGUCCAUGGACGCUAGCGCUCUGGUCUUUGGCCUGCUCAUGUCUCUCUACGGCUGUCUCCAGUUCCUAGCGGCGCCGCUCGUGGGUAGUUUAAGCGACCGCUAUGGGCGUCAGCGCGUGCUCUUGUCGUGUCUUGCAGGUACUUCCCUGAGCUACUUGGUACUGGCUCUUUCCUGGAACAUUUACGUGGUCUUCAUGUCUCGGAUCUCUGCAGCGCUGUUCAAACACACACUGGACGUUAUUAAAGUGGCCGUGACUGAUGGCGAGCCAGCCAAGAGACGCGCCAUGUUCAUUGGGAGACUUAAUGCUGCUAUUAAUGCUGGAUUCAUUAUAGGCCCAACGGUCGGAGGCUACAUGAGCUCGAUCCCUAAUGGGUUUAACUAUGCGACGCUGCUGACGUCGGUGCUCUUUGGAGUGAACUAUUGCCUCGUGUCACUCUUUUACUGUGAUGUGGAGAGCUGGGAAGCUGUUAAGUCGGUGGAUGAGGUUGCGGCUACGUUAAAAGGCAGAGAAGAGGACGAAUGGGAUUGCUGUGUGGACUGGAGACACGUCCUGCGCAAUGCGUGGAUGAAACUGCGCGGGAUUCGAGACAUUGUGAAAGCGUCCAAGUCGGCGCAGACACUGCUGAUGGCGAGACUGCUGCUGACGAUGGCAGCUAUUUUGUAUCGCACGCACUUCUCCGUGCUGCUCGAGGACAAGUUUGGGAUGGAUUCGAAGGACCGUGGAUUCAUGCUGAGUUACAUGGGCCUGCUAGGUUUCGUCGGUAGCUUCUCGGUUGGGUCGAUCACAAAGUUUGUGAAGUCCGAGAUGUCGGUGCUGCAACUGUCGGUUAUCGCAUACGCGAUGACGUUAUUUGCACUUUCGGGUGCCACAACAAUUCGUACAGCAUAUUUGAUACUUGUACCUCAAGUUAUUUCUAUCAGCAUCAUUCGUGCCAGCUCAUUGGCGCUGCAAACUACGCUCGUUUCACAAGAACAUGUAGGGACCUUUAUGGGUGUCUCUUCGUCCCUGACGUCCGUAUCUAGAACCGUCGGACCAAUUCUAUCAGGAUGGACGUACGUUGCUUCGAUCGAUGGGCCAGCAUACGGUGCAGCAUGUCUUGCUGCGUUCAGCGCUGGGCUUUUGUGCUUCUCACCGCACUUUAUAAAAGCGAGCAGCGACGUACACGGUACUGACGUCGAGGGCAAGAGCAAGUAG